This is a messenger RNA of Abrus precatorius (Indian licorice), 435 nucleotides long. RefSeq names its product vegetative cell wall protein gp1-like. Lineage: Eukaryota; Viridiplantae; Streptophyta; Magnoliopsida; Fabales; Fabaceae. The transcript has 2 exons. Bases 1 to 435 code for a protein of 144 amino acids. The record is from RefSeq and is a predicted model, not a curated record.
AUGAGCCGCCUCGUUAUCAUUAUUCACUCACCGCCUUCUUCUCCACCACCACAAGAACCCCCAGCCAAACGACUCAAAACUUUUGUCGACAAAGGUAAGACCAUCAUCGAUCUUGACCCCGAGCAUACCCCCUGUCCCAGCCCAUCUCCUGCACCUACAUGGAAGGACAUCAAAGUUGUCGAGACUUCUAUUAGGCCAGUACCUCGCCACUCACUACAAAUUCAAGCACCUUCUUCCGAUGAAGAUGGACCUUCCACCCGCCCUUCACCACCAUCUACCUCUCGUUCACCCCCACCCACCAUCAGUUGGAUCGAUAGUGACCCGGAUGACUUGCCGCCCUCUCCUCACCCUCAGCCAGUGGAUGAUUUGCCUGACUCUGAUGGAAUGGAAUCCGACCCUAGUGAGGAUUCCCUUCUGUUAGAGUUUUAUUUGUAG